UAACGUUUGCUGAGCCUCUAAGUGUGCAGUUCUUUUGAGUCUGAAGCCGAAAAAUUUCAAUAUCAAUGUUGUUGAAAAUAUUUUCCACUGCUCUCCUUUGCGGAAUAGCAAACUCGCAAGGUUUUUCGUACCAAGAUCCCACAACGUGGGGACUGCAGUACCCAACUUGCAAUGGCAACAAUCAAUCACCUGUGGAUAUUCCGUGGGGAUUUGGCGAUUCUGUGAUCGUACAGCCUGGAGAGCUUCAGUGGAAUAACUAUGGAAAUAUUCCAGAUUCGAUGAGAAUAGUCAACAAUGGUCAUACAGUUCAGAUAAAUCCUACAUGGUUGAAUGCUUCCGACAGACCAUACUUAAUUGGAGGGCCCUUGCAAGGUCAAUACAUCCUAGAACAAUUUCAUUUCCAUUGGGGACAGAAUGACAGCGUUGGAAGUGAACACACAUUCAACGGACAAAGAACUGCGAUGGAAUUGCACAUGGUUCAUUGGAAAAGCGACUACGGUGCAUUCGAAGCAGCGGCGAGUCAAGCGGAUGGAUUGGCAGUGAUUGGCGCCCUUUAUGAUCCCAUUUCCGCAAAAUCGUCUAAUGGAAUAGAGCAGACCUGGAGACAACUAGAAAAUCUUCGACAGACAAAUGCUGCGACGCGAGUGGAACCAUUUCCCUUAUCCGAUUUCGAAGUGGUCAAUUCUAAGGACACGUACGUAAGCUACUAUGGAUCAUUAACAACGCCUGGAUGUAAUGAAGUUGUUACGUGGCUAGUGGCACUUGAUUUGUUCUCCAUCACAAACGAUGAGCUGCAGCAGAUCAGAUCGGUUGGGCUAAGUCACGGUGAUGAUCAUAAUUACCGACCUGUGCAGAACUUAAAUGAUCGUUCUUUCGCCUAUUACCGUUCAAACUGAAGCUUCGGUUACUGCUCAAUUCAUUGAGUACCCCAGAAAAAGUCCUUGGGACGGACGUUCAUCUAAAAAUUGGGAAGCAAUUUCCCGUGAGAUAUCUUCGAGCUUGAAAUUCAAAAGAUCCUUCAUGUCUCAACCGACAGUCAACUGUCCAUUGAUUUCAAUUUUUUUUUCUGAUGGUCUACCUAUGUAAGCAUAGAUAAUAAUAAAUGGGAUACAACAUCUGCAAUUAAA
Messenger RNA from Diachasma alloeum, 1127 nucleotides. Its product is annotated as carbonic anhydrase 1. Bases 66 to 896 code for a protein of 276 amino acids. Gene Ontology annotation, molecular function: zinc ion binding; carbonate dehydratase activity. The transcript is spliced from 6 exons. The record is from RefSeq and is a predicted model, not a curated record. NCBI's taxonomy places the organism in Eukaryota, Metazoa, Arthropoda, Insecta, Hymenoptera, Braconidae.